This is a messenger RNA of Fomitopsis serialis, 948 nucleotides long. RefSeq lists its product as uncharacterized. Lineage: Eukaryota; Fungi; Basidiomycota; Agaricomycetes; Polyporales; Fomitopsidaceae. Gene Ontology annotation, molecular function: ribonuclease MRP activity. Gene Ontology annotation, biological process: tRNA processing; intronic box C/D snoRNA processing; nuclear-transcribed mRNA catabolic process, RNase MRP-dependent. The transcript has 4 exons. Gene Ontology annotation, cellular component: cytosol; nucleolar ribonuclease P complex; ribonuclease MRP complex. The record is from RefSeq and is a predicted model, not a curated record. Bases 1 to 948 code for a protein of 315 amino acids.
AUGGCUGAUAAACUCGUUCGAACACACACGAACCAGUCGAAUCGCGCAAAGGCUAAAGACGCGCUUGAGAGGAAACCCGUUUUCCGAAGCGUGCUAGACAACCCAUUUAGAGUGCAAUGGCCAAGCGUGCCUGUCAAUGUUCAGAAUGCCAUUGUGGCUCGCUUCGUUGACAUGGUUCAGGGUGUCUCGGAGUAUCAUGCUGAACGCGAGAGGCGGAGCCGCAAGAGAAAAUCAUCUCUCAAAGGCACUACCGCACGGGCUUCCAAACGACCCCGGCUCGCACCACCCGCCUCCAAGUUGGCAGACGGCACGGUGCCUGAGCCGGUCUCCAUGGUGCAAUCUCAGACCGCAGACAGUGUGGCUGUUGAUGGUGGACAAGACGCCGUCAAACCACGCCCUGAUGUUCUCAAUCAUUUGACAUUCGGCAUAAAUGAAGUUGCCAAGUUGCUGGAGAAGACGGCGCGUUCGGAUUCCCGCACCGUUGUGUCCACAUCUCCCGUUCAGGAGCCACUAUCAGACGAUAGGCCCAGAAUUAUACUCGUCUGCCGUGGCGACGUAUCUCCCCCUGCCCUUCUCCAACACAUACCGCAUCUUGUCGCCACUUGCAAUACCCGUCGGUCGACCACGGAUGCAGAUGGCAUCUAUCUUGUGCCUCUUUCCAAAGGCGCGGAGGCGUCUCUGGCGGAAGCCAUCGGUCUCAGACGGAUCUCCGUAAUUGCAGUGCAUGCCGGUGCACCCAGAAUAUCCGAGUUGACAUCUCUUCUUGAGAAUGUCGUGCUUCCGACGGCGUCAUGGCUAGCAGCGCCUACAGAUGCAAGUAUCUCACUAAUACCCACGCAUAUCAAGCAAUUACGGACCACUGCACCAAAGAGAUCGCGAGGCCGAGCCGCGGCGAAGCUCAGGCAAAAGAACAGAAGAAGGCCUCGCAGAAAGUCGGGGCGUAGUUAA